AACGAAGCUCACCAUCAACCAUGCCACGAAAUCGUAAAAAGCACACAGCCGCCGAUAGCUGGCAGCACAAUAAUGAUCAAUCGGACGACGAAACGUCGAACGAUAAUGCGAGCACCUACUCGUGCCAUUCGGAAACGCAGCUAGCGGAUAGUCCGAACGGUAGCAUCGAGUCGGGCGAGUCGGGCGAAUCGGGCAGCGGUGGGUUUGAGAAGUACGAGGAGAAGCUUCUGCAGGCGAUCGAGAAUGCGUCGGACAAGGCGCAACAGACGCGUAUCAACGCGCUCCAGAUCAUCAACGAGGUGUUGGUGCACCACUACAUCCCGGACUUUCUGGAGGACCGGAAGGUGACGCUGAUGGAUGCGGUGGAGAAGUCGCUGCGGCGCGGCAAAGGCGUGGAGCAGUCGUGGGCCGCCCGCAUCAUCCCGCUGCUGGUGAUCCAGAUUGAAGCGCUGGAGGAUAUCGGUGAGCUGGUGACGGUGCUGAAGCCGGCGCUGCUCAGUACGGCACAGGACGGGUCGGCUGCGUACGAUGCGCGGGCAAAGUGCUGUGCCGCGCUCGGCUUGCUGUGCUUCGUCGGUGUGGACGAUCUUGGCGAGAUACUGCCGCUGAUGAAGGUGCUACAGAGCAUUUUUGCCGGCAGCUUCCUGAAGGGCGACAAUAGCCCGAGCGGUGCCAGCAACGAUGCCGGUGCGCUGCACAGUGCGGCACUGAGCGCUUGGGCGCUGCUGCUGACGCUGCUGCCGCCGGGCGAGUUUGUAGCGCUGAUGGGCGGCGGUGCCGGAACCGGGAUCGUACCGUCCGUGCGCAAUCUGGUCGGCAUGCUGCAGAGCCCGAUACUGGAAGUGCGCAUGGUGGCGGGCGAAACGCUCGCGCUUAUGUACGAGCUCGGCCGCCAGCACGACGACGAGUUCCUGGAGGACGAGCUGCCGGAUCUGAUCGAGUUGGCCCAGAAGCUGGCGACCGACGCACACAAGUACCGGGCAAAACGGGACCGCAAGGUGCAGCGGGCCACCUUCCGGGACGUGCUGCACUAUCUGGAGGAGGACAUUUCGCCCGAGAUUGGCAUCAAGUUUGGUCGCGAGCUGCUGGUGCUGAACACGUGGGCCAUCCACCAUCAGUACACGUGUCUGCGGAAUGCGCUCGGCUUUGGCAUGAAUGUGCACUUGGCGGAGAAUGUGUUUGUGCGGGAGGUGUUCCAGCUCGGUCCGAAGAUGGACGAACCGGAACGGCUGCGGAAAACGGUAAAAGCCGAACAGCGCUUCCUUAAUGCGGCCGCCUUUAAGGCACGCACGAUUUCGCGCGGCAAAAACCGCGACAAACGAUCGUUUGCGCUUAAUUAAGGAUCUUGCUCUUGUUUGUUUUUUAUUUGUUU
Messenger RNA from Anopheles maculipalpis, 1372 nucleotides. RefSeq names its product interferon-related developmental regulator 2 (gene Ifrd1). The transcript has 2 exons. The record is from RefSeq and is a predicted model, not a curated record. Bases 21 to 1340 code for a protein of 439 amino acids. NCBI's taxonomy places the organism in Eukaryota, Metazoa, Arthropoda, Insecta, Diptera, Culicidae.